AUGCCGCGAGCAUUCCGUGUGCGAUUCUCCAACAAAAGCCAAUCGGUCGAUCCAGCCGUCCACAAGGAUGUAGCAUCGGAUCCGGUGGCGGCGCGAGCCCAUCGAAAGAGCCGUCAUGGGUGUGAGGAGUGUAGAAGAAAAAGGACCAAAUGUGAUGAAACCUUACCAAGCUGUUUACGAUGUCAACGACGGAAAAUCAAGUGCAUCAUCACAACCCGACCGUCACGCUGGCGUCAGGAAUGUCCCGGGGGGCGUCAAGAACUUCUGCUGUCACCACCAACCUCAUCGCUGCUCAUCGACGCGAAGCUAUUUCAAUGGUGGCUCGACUAUGCGUGCAAGCUGCUAGUACUAGAUUCCCAAUCAAACCCGCUCUCCUUCCCACUGAUUGAGCACCUCGCCAUCUCCCCGGCGCUGUGCUUCGCCCUGGAGAGUUUCAGCGCCGGCCACAAAGGUCGUUGGGCACUGGACUCGCGGGUCCAGUUCCUCGAGAAGCGUAGCCUGGCACUGACUCUUUGCCGCUCCGAAUUGAUCGCCCGACAUGUCCCCCUAGAGACCACCUUCUUCACCGUCCUGCUCCUCGGCAUCUCGACGCCAUUUACAGAGAAUGUCGACAACUAUGGGAAGGAGCACCUCAUCGGCGCACGCGCCAUCCUGGCCAUCCUCCUGCAACAGGACAAGGUGGUCCACAGUCCGAGGAUCGAACAACUUCUCACCUACUAUACGUGGUGGGACAUGGCUUGCGCCUUCUCCGUAGACCCCUUGGAGCUACCGGCAUUGAGCACUGUCGAGGUGCUUUCUACCGUCAGUCGUGCAUCUCAGCCGACCAAACCGCGAUUCGCUGGCUGCAUGGUCGAGAUAUACCAUGUGUUAGGACUCUUACUCCGAUACUGCAUGCAGCUUCUUCGGGGAGGCGUACGUGAUCUGGAGCACGAAUUGACGCUGGAACAGGUCUUGACUGGCUGGCACCCAAACAGCAACCGAGAAGAGGACAUUCUCUUCGCGGAAGUCUUUCGGAAACAUGGCCUCAUCAUUCUCUACCGCGUCUGCCGAAUGGGUAAAUUUACCACUGAUGGAAACGGCGAGAGUCCGGACGGACGCUCUGCACUCCUGGUCCACAUUUAUGCCACCGAGAUCAUCUCCAUGGUUCUGCCUCACAAAAUGGGAACUGCUUUCUGGAACUCUCUGAUCCCACCACUAUUGACGGCGGGCGCCGAACUCACCUCUGAUGACGAAGCGCUAAGGCACAGCGUAAGAGACGCGUUUUCAUCUGUCUGCUCCCAGUGUCAGACCAAUACGCUGGAGCGUGCCAAGAAUCUUCUGGAGGAGAUUUGGCUGCUCCUGGACACCGGCAUUGAGAUAUCCUAUCUGGAGUUGAUGCUACUGAAAGGAUGGAACUUUUCACUAGUCUGA
Exophiala bonariae is the source of this 1410-nucleotide messenger RNA. RefSeq lists its product as uncharacterized. The record is from RefSeq and is a predicted model, not a curated record. Gene Ontology annotation, molecular function: DNA-binding transcription factor activity, RNA polymerase II-specific; zinc ion binding. Lineage: Eukaryota; Fungi; Ascomycota; Eurotiomycetes; Chaetothyriales; Herpotrichiellaceae. Bases 1 to 1410 code for a protein of 469 amino acids. The transcript has a single exon. Gene Ontology annotation, biological process: regulation of DNA-templated transcription.